Theileria annulata is the source of this 726-nucleotide messenger RNA. Its product is annotated as splicing factor 3a subunit 2, putative. The record is from RefSeq and is a predicted model, not a curated record. Gene Ontology annotation, cellular component: U2-type prespliceosome; U2 snRNP; catalytic step 2 spliceosome. Gene Ontology annotation, molecular function: nucleic acid binding; zinc ion binding. Gene Ontology annotation, biological process: spliceosomal complex assembly. Lineage: Eukaryota; Apicomplexa; Aconoidasida; Piroplasmida; Theileriidae. The coding region runs from base 1 to 726 and encodes 241 amino acids. The transcript has 4 exons.
AUGAUAGAUUACCAGCAUAGAGUUGGACAUAAAACAGGAAGUGGCGCUCCGGCAAGCGCCCAUGACGUCGCAGCUCACCAGAGGGAGAGGCUGCGCAAAUUGGCCCUUGAAACUUUUGAUUUAAACAAGGAUCCUUAUUUUUCCAAGAACCACAUGGGUCAUGUGGAGUGUAGAUUAUGUCUUACAGUUCAUACGACUGAAAGUUCUUAUUUAAGUCACACCCAGGGCCGAAAACACCAAAUGAACUUGGCCAGAAGGGCCGCUAAGGAACAAAAAGACGCUUUUAUGACCAUCGCACCAAUUUCAAAGACUAGAGCUUUUAAAGCUCCUACACUAAAGAUUGGGAGACCAGGUUAUAGGAUAACUAAAAUGAGAGAUCCAGAAACAAAGCAACCUGCACUACUAUUUGAAAUUGAGUUCCCUGAGAUUCAAGGAACACCAAAGUAUCGUUUUAUGUCGGCCUUUGAACAGAAAAUUGAAAUUCCACCUGACCCAAACUACCAGUUCUUAUUAUUUGCAGCAGAUCCAUACGAAACAAUAGCAUUUAAGGUACCAAAUCUAGAAAUUGACAACGGCCCGAACAAGUUAUUUAGUUACUUUGACGACAAAAGAAAGCUUUUCAUCUUCCAAGUACAUUUUAAGCUUAAAAAAACAUUUAAAGUAUUGCCUGGAUUGCCACAAAGACCAACUAAGUUUGACCAUGUCGGACCAGGUCCUCAAUUUUAA